CAAUUAUCCCGCUCGAUACCCCUCAUUCAAAUAUCAUCUCUUUGACCCUUCUUUCAGUGUUGCAUAUUCCAGACAACACCGUUACAAAAAUCAAUCAUAGAAAUAAAAAAUGGCGACGAAGAUAGGAAUGAUGGAUUCUGCAUAUUUCGUCGGUAGAUCAGAUAUUCUUUCUUGGAUUAACUCUACUCUUCAACUCAAUCUCUCCAAAGUCGAAGAGGCUUGCAGCGGAGCAGUUCAUUGUCAGAUGAUGGAUGCAGCACAUCCAGGGAUUGUGCCGAUGCAUAAGGUGAAUUUCGAUGCGAAAAACGAGUAUGAUAUGAUUCAGAAUUAUAAAGUUCUUCAAGAUGUUUUCAACAAACUUAAAAUCUCUAAGAACAUCAAGGUGAAUAAGCUUAUCAAAGGAAGGCCUCUGGAUAAUCUCGAGUUCCUUCAGUGGAUGAAGCGUUACUGUGAUUCUGUCAAUGGCGGUGGCUUAGACAAUUACAAUCCCUUGGAAAGGAGAGAAGCUUGUAAGGGAGGAAAAGAAACUACCAAGAAAAGUGCACCUUCAAAUCCUUCGACUAAGUCCUCAACAGCAGCGAUCAAGUCGAGCUCUACUCAAACCUCUCGAAAGGCUGAUGUCUCUUCUGUGCAUGCUGGAAGUCAAGCUGCCAAAGUUUCUCAACCUGUCUCUGAUGAAGUGGUUGCAUAUAAUGAACAGAUCACUGAGUUGAAGCUAUCAAUUGAUCAUCUUGAGAAGGAGAGGGAUUUCUACUUUGCAAAGCUAAGAGAUAUCGAAAUAUUAUGCCAAAUUUCUGAAAUUGAACAUCAACCAGUAAUUGAAGCAACAAAGAAAAUUCUUUAUGCUACUGAAGAUAAUGCAUCAGUGAUAGAAGAAGCUCAAGCAUUGCUAAUUCAGAAGAAUGUGGUGUCAUCAAGACCAGUUUCUGAGGAGACAGUCGAUGGCUUACAGUUGGAAACACUCAAGAGAAAGAUCAUUGACAACCUUGAUGUCGAUGUUGCUGCCUCCACAACUUUGUCUCCAAGGCAAAGGCUGUCGGAGGUUUCGGAUGUACACUUAAGUGGAUCACCCUUGUUGACUUGUUAGGUAUUCACUCUACUGCUGAUAUGAACCCUGAUGUCUGUCGAGUAACAAGUUAUACCAAAUUAUCAAUGGCUCGCUCUGGUACAUAAUAAAAGUUGAGAUAUAUCUGAAAUAUCAUCUUUUUUGCUUUGCGAGGAGACUCAAAACUGCUCUUAGCCUGUUGGUAUCCAUUCCCUAAUGUUGAAAAAUGUGACAGUUUAUAGCUUAAAAUUUUAUGCCAAAACUUUACUAGUUGUGAUAUUGUAUUUUUGUGCUGUCUUAUAUGAAUCAUUUGAACUAAUGAACUUUAUUGGUGAAAAUAUUGAUUUUUUUU
Messenger RNA from Amaranthus tricolor (Joseph's coat), 1397 nucleotides. Its product is annotated as microtubule-associated protein RP/EB family member 1C. The transcript is spliced from 6 exons. Gene Ontology annotation, biological process: regulation of microtubule polymerization or depolymerization; spindle assembly; thigmotropism. NCBI's taxonomy places the organism in Eukaryota, Viridiplantae, Streptophyta, Magnoliopsida, Caryophyllales, Amaranthaceae. The record is from RefSeq and is a predicted model, not a curated record. Gene Ontology annotation, cellular component: microtubule plus-end; cytoplasmic microtubule; microtubule organizing center. Bases 110 to 1087 code for a protein of 325 amino acids. Gene Ontology annotation, molecular function: microtubule plus-end binding.